AUGGAUUCUCCGUGUAGUGGCAAAUUGUUGGGAUUUCGCCGCAUUGCUCAGGAAAAGCUGCAGCAUGUUUUCUAUUCUAUACCAUCGGAGAAAGACCUUAUUAUCGAACCGGCGCUCAUCAAACCGUUGGAACAUGUGUGCGGCGCAACAUGGUUGAGGAAAAAAGGCAUCGAUAAAAUAUUCAAGUUCGAUCCCAAAAAUCCACCCCCGAAACGGAAACAAUUCAUCUAUUUCAUCACAGCUAACUUGCUAACCUUCAAGAGUGUACUGGAUCAAAUCAGUGGCUAUCAGAGCCAAACGAGUAGUUUGAUGGAGCCGGACAUCCGCGCCAAACAGUAUCACGUACUCGUGUUACCCUCGGUUCUGGCCAGUUUCGAGCAUUUGCUGGAGGAAGAAGGACUGCAUGGCAUUGUGGAGCUGUACAACUUUCAGUGGGACUUUUUGCUGCUGGACGAUUCGCUUCUCAGCCUGGAGUUGCCUAACGUGUUCGCGGAUGUGUUUGUUCGCAAAGAUACGACGCCACUCAGUUCGAUUGCGCAAAGCAUACGUAUCUUUAAUCUCGUUAUGGGGAAGCCCGAUUUGAUAUUCAGUCUUGGUGAAAACUCCGAGAAAGUCCUGCAUAUGGUACAGCGAAUAGAAUCGGCCAAGCGGGUGGGUUUAUCAAACAUCUCGGCAAAGGGAGACCAAAAACCUCAUGUACAGACGGCUGAGAAAGGUUCCGAUUUUGCGGCGAUGCUUAUAAUCGACCGAGACAGAGACUAUCCGUCAUGCCUGCUGACACCAGUUGUCUACUGCGGUCUACUUCUUGAAAUACAACCCCUAAACUCGGGCUCUUUAGUAGUGGAUGCAGAGAAUAACAAGAUCAAGAACGGAAAGCUGGGCUUUCUGCAACAAGAGCAUUCAUCGACUGCAUCCAAACAGGAAGUGACCGCCUUGCGAAUGAGUGGUGCUCAAGAUAUGAUUUAUUUCGAGCAUAGGUACCGCCAUUUUUCAGAAGUCAUCAGUUUGCUCAGCUCGCAAGCCAAAACGCUCGGACUGGAGGGAAAGGCUUACUCGCGUGAAAUGAAGCUGCACGAGAUGAAGGACUACGUCACAAACAAGCUGCCGAAAGUGGCCGCUGCAAAGAAGGAGCUGUUCAAACACCUGCGUUUGUGCGAGACGAUAGUGGAGGAAAUUGGGGCCAACUUUGAGAAGCACCAAAUGAUCGAGGAAAGCAUCUUGACCAACACGAACCGCAAGCAAAUCAUAAAUUACAUUAUGGAACUGCUUAGCAGUGAUGCGCAUAUGUACAAUACGCUGCGCUUGAUCUGCUUGUACCACGUGACGAUAGGUUUGACGAGCGAGGACAUGACUAAACUGAUGACUGGUUACCUAAACUCGUUUGGAUAUCGCCAUCUGACCCUUUUCCACAACCUCUUCCAAGCCCGACUCUUUCCGGACACGACAAAUCUCAGCAAAACGAAGAUUCUUUCUCAAAUUUCCAUUCCCACGCUCAAAACUCCAUUCCAAAUAGAGGCGAACAAGCUAAAGCAGCUUCCAACCGACUCUAACGAGCCUAAUACGCCGCCAACGGCCGACAGAGACUCGACCGGAAUUGCUACUGUUUCUGCAGGAACGAGUACGGGGAAAACGUGCCCUAGCUACGUGUUUAAUGGGAACUACAUCCCGCUUGUAACCCAGCUGUCGCACAUGAUACUAGCCGCUUCGAGUUUCGAUAAUCUCAACGCCAGACUGGGCCAUCUCGAGAGAUUUAAAGUGUCGGGAAGGGCACUGGCUGGCUCGGGUCAAUUUACCGAUCCACUAGGACCACCUCGACCGAUCAAGGAGCUAUCGGCGAGCAGCCACAAAGUGACACUAAACCAGCUUCUACCAUUCAAGGAGAAAACGAUGUUUAUCUUUGUUAUUGGUGGCAUCACUUACGCGGAAAUUGCAGCAUGUCAUCUGCUGGAACGAACAAUUGGGGCCAAAAUUGUACUAUCGUCCGAUAGGGUCAUUGCAGGACAUGAUCUCAUCGAGAGCGUUGUCAACUGUUGAAAUAGCUUAUACUUAAAACCUCAAGUGGAAAGACGCGAAUGUUUGAAAAAUGUAAGACUUUUCGGAUAUUGACGAUA
Molecule: messenger RNA, 2111 nt
Organism: Anopheles nili
Lineage: Eukaryota; Metazoa; Arthropoda; Insecta; Diptera; Culicidae
Gene: Vps33B
Product: vacuolar protein sorting-associated protein 33B
Exons: 2
Coding region: 1-2034 (677 amino acids)
Biological process (GO): vesicle-mediated transport; intracellular protein transport
Cellular component (GO): CORVET complex; lysosome
Source: RefSeq, a predicted model, not a curated record